AAUGAGUCUUACAAAACCUCCUUACUUUACCAAAGACGCCAAGCUGAGUGCACCAAGACAGCUCGAAUCCAGUCCGCCCUGCCUGCGGCCAAACCAGCAGCGCCUGCCCCGACGCCGGUGGCCAUGCCCCCGCCACCCCCGCCGCCUCCCGGUGCUCAUCUCUAUGAAGAACUCGGGGACAGCACUAUUCUUUUCCUUCUCUACCAUUUCCAACAAAGCAGGGAAAAUAAAUCAGUGUCAGAAGACAGGAAACAUCAGCACUUUUCUUCCAACACUGUUGAGGCUCACAAGCAGACUCACGUAGAUGGAUCUCUUAAGAACAGCUGGCUCAGGUCUGCAAGAGAAUUCACACUGAUGUCUGAUGAGGAUGCCUUAAGUGACCACAGUACCAUUUACAAGGAAUACACAGAUCAAAGAUCAACAAAUUCAGACUUUUUACUAAGAACAGAUUUUGUGAAGUCAUUUGUACCCAAAACACAAGCCAAGAAUGAGUUUCUGAGGGGCCCAAGAGAAAAGAUUCAGAGGAUGUGGAAUCGCCCAACCUGCUUACCUAGGAGACCAAUGUGGGAACUUCCUGAUAGAUCAGAAACCAUAGCUCUAAAGCAGUGGCAAAGCAACAGGCAGAAAGCUGAAAAUGAAAGCACUGGGACCAAUCCAAACAAAAGAGGUAACAGUAGCCCCUUGCUUACAGCUGAAGAUGCAAAUGUAACAGAAAAAGAGGAAACAAGGGAAAGUGAAUCACUGACAAUAAAAGCAACAGAGCAGUGGCAAUCCCGGUCUUCAGACUCUUCGCUUUCCUCUCCUUGGUCUCACUGCUCUUUCUCCACUUUGCCAACUGUUUCAAGAACUGUGGAACUCAAAUCAGAACCUAAUGUUGUUGUUUCUCCUGCUGACUGUUCCUUGGAACUUUCUCCUUCAAUGCCUUGCAUUUUAAAUUCUGAGUUCCUUAGCAGAGAGACACCUACUUGUUUGAUGACUUUUGAAACCAAAAAGGACAUUUUUGAAAAUCUUCCCUGUCCACUAAAAAUCUCUCCUCCCCCUCCUCCUCCUUGUCCUCCCCCUCCUCCUCCUCUGCUUCCUUCUCCUCCUCUUCUUACGCCUCAUAUCCUUACUCCUGUGUCUAGUCCUCCUCCUUCUCCUCCUUCUAAUCCUCCUCCUCUUCCCCCUCCUCCACGUCUUCUACUUUCUGUUCCCUCUCCUCCUGCGUCUAGUUCUCCUCCGCCUUUCCUACCUUCACUUCCCUCUCAUCCUCCAGCAUCUCCUCCUCUUCCUUCUUUACUGCCUCCUUCGAUGUCAGUUCCAUCCACCAAGUGUGCGUUUACACCAGCUAUUGAACAUACUGUCAGUGUGACACCAGCCAAGGAAAUGAAAUCCAAUAUGAUGCAGUUGUCAACAUCAGCGACACUGUGCAAUGCAAAUCCUCAAAGGGAACCAAAAGGCAUUCUCAAGCAUAUAAAAAACUUAGCAGAACUGGAAAAGUCAGUAGCUAACAUGUACAGUCAAAUAGAAAAAAAUAAUCCACCAGCACAACUCUCAAAACUUCAAAUGAGUUGUCCUUCACAGACAACAAAUAUGGAAAUGACAUCUGAACAAAACCAGGAGAAUUUGCACAACAUUGUUGAAGGAAUUGAAAAACAAUCUCACUGUCAUUCUACUUCACUGUAAUGUUUCUUUUUCAGU
This is a messenger RNA of Odocoileus virginianus texanus, 1680 nucleotides long. The record is from RefSeq and is a predicted model, not a curated record. NCBI's taxonomy places the organism in Eukaryota, Metazoa, Chordata, Mammalia, Artiodactyla, Cervidae.